Messenger RNA from Cyclospora cayetanensis, 1674 nucleotides. Its product is annotated as mediator of RNA polymerase II transcription subunit 15-like. The transcript has 5 exons. Lineage: Eukaryota; Apicomplexa; Conoidasida; Eucoccidiorida; Eimeriidae. The coding region runs from base 1 to 1674 and encodes 557 amino acids. The record is from RefSeq and is a predicted model, not a curated record.
AUGGCAUCUUCCAUGCGUUCUCCUGCGCAUCCACGUGCGCCGCUUUCGUACUUUCAGCAGCAGCAGCAACAACAGCUGUUGCCUCUUUCUUCCACCAAGGGGCAGACAGGCUCCUUGGGCGGGCCCGAGGCUUUUGAGGCCUGGAAGAGAGACCGGCUAGCAGAACGUUUGCAAAUGUCUGCCUUGGGAGACCCUCGGGGGCCUAACGAGGGGCCUCUCGCGUCUCUGAACGGAGGAAUCUCUGGAAUCAGCACUGGGAUAGCUGCAGCAAUGGCUGCACCGAGCAGCAAUGGCAGCAACAACAGAAGCGGAAGUGCGAACUCCCGCAUGCUGUCUCUAGCCACUGGGGGCACCCUCUCGUCUCAGCCGGGGUCUGAGCACUUCUUUUCGCCACUGGGAGGCACUGCAGCUGCCACAAACGCUGCAGGCACUGCAGCAGCUUCUUCUGUGGCACGGAACCCCUGGUCUCACACGAGUUCCCUCCUCGGCACCACACAGCAGCACCAGCAGCAGCUGGACCGGCAGCAACAGCGACUUCUGGCGGAUUUCGAUGACUCCUUUUCUACCCAUUCGCAGCAGCAGCAGCUGGGGGCAGUCGCUGCAUCAGCAGCAACAACGGAUCCACUGGAGCAAAACAACCAAAAUUCACGCCGACGAAGGCACCGCCGCAGCAGCAGGAUCUCUCUUAACGCUCCUCUCGAGACAGGCCCUCAGCAGCCGCUGACACAGCCGCCUCACCAGGAACAGCAACACCACUACUUUCAGAAUACGGGCUUUCAAGGCAAUGCUAUGGGCGUGCGCCUUCUGCAUCGAGACAUAAACCUGCAGCAAACGAGUGUUUCGGGAGGAAUCCCAUCCUCAGGAGGAGUAAACGGAGGCUCCCUUACCUCGGCAGAAGCGUCUCCUCCCCUGGACACAGCAGCAGCAGCACGAGCUGCAGCAACAGCAACAGGUGCUGCAGCAGCAGAAGCAGCAAAUAACGGCUCAAGGGCCCAGCUGCAGCAGCAGGAGACGAGGCUGCAGGCGAAGGAGGACAGCCUGCGCAGGCAGCACCAGAAGCUACAGGAACAAGAGCAGCGACAGCAGCAGCAAGCGGCAGAGCUCCAGCAGCAGCAGCAGGAACUUCAGCAACAGUAUGCCAAUGUAGAGCACCAGCAGAAGGUACAGCAGGACGAGCUCCAGCUGUUACAGCAGCAGCAGCAGCAAAUCCAGCAGCAGCAGCAACUACAGCAGCUUCAGGAGCAACGGGAGGAGCUGCAGCAGCAGCAGCGCGCUGCCGAGGCAAAGGAGCAGCAGCUGCAGGAGCUGGAGCAAGAGCUGGAGCGGCAGCAGCGAGAGCAGCAGCAGCAGCACUUGCAUCAGCAGCAGGUGCUGCAGCAAGAGCUGGAGGAGAGGAGGGACGCCUUGGAGAAGGAAUACGUUGAGCGGAAGCAGCUGCUGCAGGAGGAGCAGCAACAACAGUUGUUGCAGCAGCAGCAGCAGCUCUUUGCCGAGCUUCAAGAAGAGCGGCAGAAUCUGCAGCAGCAAUUGGAUAGACUUGCAGCAGCAGCGUCGUCAGCUGUCUAUGGACCAGUGCGACCUGCAGCAGCAGCAACGGGAGUUAUCUUUGGCCACGGAGCGCUUGCAACAGGAGGAAGCGCAGCUAGAAGCUACGAAGGGUGCUUUGAUUGUUGA